AUGAUAAAGCUGACCACCGGAAUACAGUUUCUUUUACUGGCCAACAAUACUUUGAUCGUUUACCAAUUCGCAAACGGCUACGUACUCAAGGAUUCGUCACAACAAUGGGACGACCACAUGCAUAUCCUCAUCAACAUCUCAUCUUGCGGCACCCUCAUCGGACAAGCAUGGACCAAGUCGGCUUUUGGCGUGACGCUCAUCCGAAUGAGCAACCAGUGGCAGCGAUGGAUCCUUUAUUUCUGUAUCGUCACGAUGAACGUGUACAUGAUCGCCAAGGUUGUCCUUCAGUGGGCAAAAGUUUGCGGCAGCAAGAGCUACGACGCCGACUACCGCCUCAACAUUUGCCUCGAAAAGAACUUCCGCAACGACUUCAAGGAGGGUGGAAAUGUGUAUAACAUCAUUAUGGACUUCAUCUUUGCGUGCUUCCCCUGGCUGAUCACCCGAUCGCUGGAAAUGAGACGUGCUGAGAAAAUUGGCCUAUGCAUCACGAUGAGUUUAGGAAUGAUCGUCGCCAUUGUUGCCGCCAUCAGAGUCAGCUGGAAAGAUGAGGGCAACGGCCGUGACCAGUGGUACAUCUGGCGCAAUGGCCUGUCCCAAGUCUGGUACUCGUCGGAAAUUACCGGCACCAUCAUUGUGCAGUGCAUCCCCAUCCUGCGCCCAAUCCUCAGGGAAAUCCACACGUCCCUGACCUCCAAGAGACUGGGUUCGACCGCCGGCGGCCAGAGCACGACCUUUGGAAGCAAGCUCAGCAGCGGCAAGCGCAUGUCGACGGGCGUGGGCCAGAACGACAAGCAAGGGAACGAGAGGAUCGCGCUCCGCGAGAUCCCCGAGGAGCCCGUCGACGACGCAUUGUACUGGAAGUCGAGCCCCGCCCGCUCGUCCGACUCGACAACGAUGCCCUCCGAGACCGACUUCAAGCCUCGCCCGCCCACGGCGCCGCUGCCCGACAUGUGGCCGCUAUCAGGAAACGAGAGUGCGGAUCUCGGCGGCUCUCAGUCUGGCAAGAGCUUGGAUUUCGAGCACGACCCGCACGCCAUCUCCCAUCUGGAUAUCGAGCAGGGCCAUGUUCAGCAAGGGUUGUCGCCACCACCGCCUCGCAGGUAUCCUUACACGAGGGGAGCAGCAGCAGCAGCAGCAGAACGAAGACUCAUCUCCAUCCGGCAGAUGCAAUUGGACAUCCUUCACCUCAGUAGAGAAACGGCUUCGAGUACCAUGAGAAACAUGGAGAGAAUGAAGCGCGCAACAAAAGUGGUCUCUUCAUCACGCCCAAACCACCUUUACCACUUCCGCUUCUCCGCGCCAGCAAACCCGCUGCCGCUGUACCGGAUGUUCCGCCCCUGUGGCGGCUUCAUUCGGGGUCCGGGGUCCGGGGUCCGGGAUCCGAACUGA
Molecule: messenger RNA, 1389 nt
Organism: Colletotrichum orchidophilum
Lineage: Eukaryota; Fungi; Ascomycota; Sordariomycetes; Glomerellales; Glomerellaceae
Exons: 6
Coding region: 1-1389 (462 amino acids)
Source: RefSeq, a predicted model, not a curated record